Closterium sp. NIES-65 is the source of this 1698-nucleotide messenger RNA. Lineage: Eukaryota; Viridiplantae; Streptophyta; Zygnematophyceae; Desmidiales; Closteriaceae. The record is from the annotation of a GenBank genome assembly.
AUGGCGACAAGCCUAGUUCCCGUGCUGGUUCAGAAAGAGAAGGAAGAUAUUUCAGACUUGCGUGUCGGGCAUGGCCUCUCGCUUGUGCCGUACCGUGCGAUCUCGCUCUCCUUCGUGCGACAAGACGGGUUACCGAAGCUCGUCAACCAAUGGGAGCUGCGCGAGGCGAUCGAGGCGAAAUACAGAUCCCACGCGUCGGCGCCCAAUUGGCCUUCUUUUAACGAGAAAGAUCUCACGAUUUCCUGGACGAAGAACCUCGAUAAGAUCACACGUGGCGAGCCAAUCGCCGUGGCGACGCUGCUAUUAUGGGGACGCUCAGGAGAAUCCGUAGCCUCUUCUGUGGUCUCUAACUUCGGAAGUUGGGAAACUAGGGUUUCCGCGGCUCGAAUUACCUGUCAUGCUGAGCCAGCAGAUUCGCCGUCCUAUGGCGAGCUGAUGCGCGAUUGGCUGGCAGAGGAAUCCGGAAGGAAGGGUGGUUCGGAAAAGCGCCCGGAUACGCUGAGGGUAUGCGGCAUUCCGUGCCGCUGGUUGGCGGAAGAGCGGGUUUCCACGAAGCCGUCGCUGCUGAUCGCCCACACUGUCUUCUCCUCGUUUGGUCCCGUCAGGAACAUCGAGCUUCUAGACCCCAACGAGGAGCUCCCCUCCGCUAAAGUCACACAAGGACGAACCCUGGGGGUUGCUGGUGCAGCAGCAUCGAGAACGGCUGGUUUGGGAUUAGGUUUGGGAGCAGGUUUGGCGCUGAAGCUGGAGACGGACGUGAUGGUGAGGUUCGGCAGCCACAGCACGUUCUGUGAUGCUGUGAAGGCGCUGGCUCGACAUGCUGUGAAGAAGACGAGGGAAACGUGCUACUCCUUCUCAUUGCUCCCUUCCCCCCCUUCCCUCCCCUCCCCAUCAACCCCCCCCCUCCCCAUCAAACCCCCCCCCCUCCCCAUCAAACCCCCCCCUCCCCAUCAAACCCCCCCCCUCCCCAUCAAACCCCUCCCUCCCCAUCAAACCCCUCCCUCCCCAUCAAACCCCUCCCUCCCCAUCAAACCCCCCCCCUCCCCAUCAAACCCCCCCCCUCCCCAUCAAACCCCCCCCCUCCCCAUCAACCCCCCCCUCUCUUUUUCUCACUCGAGAUCAACGGUGGGGAUUACUUUGACGAUAAAAACUUGCGGCUCUGCUUCAUGUCCCCGUUCUCCCCCACCCCUCUCCCUCUUCACCCCUCUCCCCCUUCACCCCUCCCUCCCUCCACCGCUCUCCCCCUCCACCCCUCCCCCCCUCCACCCCUCCCCUCUCCCUCUCCUCCCCUCCCCCCUCCACCCCUCUCUCCCUUCCCCUGAAUUUUCACUUGAACGAUUCCUUGAAGGAUCUUUAUCUCUGGCGAGAGUACAGCUGGUGAUCGACGGUGGGGAUUACUUCGACGAGCGGAACGUGCGGAGGAGGCGAUUCACGAGGGAGCAGCGAGCCGAGGAGGAGAGGCAGCAGCGGGAGCGGGAGGAGCGGAGGAAGGCGGAGAGAGAACGGGCGGAGAGAGAGAGGAAGGAGGUGGAGGAGCGGAAGGCGCGAGAGGAGGAAGAGAGGGUUCGUCGGGAAGAGGAGGAGCAGCGACGGAGGGAGGAGGAGGAGGAGGCGGAGAGGUUGAGGCAGUUGGAGGAAGAGGAGGAGAGGCGACGGCUGGAGGAGUUACAGACAUGCAAGGUGGUGGCUAAUGUGUGA